Molecule: messenger RNA, 2307 nt
Organism: Daldinia caldariorum
Lineage: Eukaryota; Fungi; Ascomycota; Sordariomycetes; Xylariales; Hypoxylaceae
Product: FMN-linked oxidoreductase
Exons: 1
Coding region: 459-1751 (430 amino acids)
Cellular component (GO): intracellular anatomical structure
Molecular function (GO): NADPH dehydrogenase activity; FMN binding; NADP binding
Source: RefSeq, a predicted model, not a curated record
AUUCAAGUGCCAUAACCUCCAAUUUUGUCAACUGGUCCGCAUCGUAGCCCAUCUUUUCUUUGCUAUACCCAUACAUUACCCAUACAAAUCACAUUAAAUUACCUCAGGUAGUUACAUACUAAACCUCCUAGUUUUCUUCAUGACCCAAUUGACCGGCCAUGUUCUAUUCCCUUUAUUCUAUUCAAUUCUACGUGGUAAUAAUGAUGGACAUGAGAGAUGGGGGUUUCCCCCAUUAUCACCUCCUAGGUUCCACUGACCGUGGUGACGUGACGUACAAAUAUAAAAUAACUUCAUCUCGAUCGAGUUGUCCAAGACCUGGUGGUAGGUAAUACGACAAAGAAAAAAACAGUCAGCUGUAUUGCCAAGGCUAUAUUUGAUUCUUUUGGAGAGUCCAGCUGCAUACAUUUUACUACUACAUCGAAACCCUUGGUGACAAUUCCGAGAGAAAUAUAGAGAUAAUGUCGUCCAACUUUCACAAGCCGGCCCCCAACAUCCCUUACUGGACCCCGGCCCAAAUCCCUCCUGCCGGAACGGCCCUUGACCAGGCCUCAGCCCCGACGCUGUUUAAGCCCAUAAAGAUCCGGAGUGUCGAAUUACAGAAUCGAUUCGUCGUCUCCCCUAUGUGCCAGUACAGUGCAGACGACGGACAUGUCACCGACUGGCACUUUGGUCAUUUAUCUAAAUUUGCAAUUUACGGCACGCCCCUGACUAUCAUCGAAGCCACCAGUGUUACCCCCAACGGCCGCAUCACCCCUGAGGAUGUUGGCCUGUGGAAGGACAGCCAAAUCGCCGGCCUGAAGCGCAUUGCCGACUUUGCUCACUCCCAAGGCCAAAAGAUAGGUAUUCAGCUUGCCCAUGCCGGCCGAAAGGCUAGUACGGUCGCUCCUUGGCUUGUUCCAGAUGAUUGUCCAGGUGUUCUCGCCCGUCCUGAAGAGGGCGGUUGGGGAGACAACGUAUGGGCACCCAGCCCUAUCAAGUAUACCGACGGCUUCGCCGACCCUAAGCCCAUGACGAUCGAGGACAUUAAGACCCUCGUGCAAGCGUUCAAGGACGCAGCUAGGAGAUCGGUUGAGGUUGGCGUUGAUGUUAUUGAGAUUCACGGUGCUCAUGGCUAUCUCCUAACGGAGUUCCUCUCACCGCUCAGCAACAAGCGAAAUGACGACUACGGUGGUAGCUUUGAGAACCGCACUCGCUUGCUUUUCGAGAUCAUCGAGGCGAUCCGCAGCGUUAUCCCUAAGACUAUGCCCUUAUUCGUGCGUAUCUCGGCUACUGAGUGGAUGGAGUGGACUGGCGAACCGAGCUGGGAUCUCGAGCAAAGCAUUCGCCUCGCCAAGCUGCUCCCCGCCGCCGGCGUCGACCUUCUCGACGUCAGCUCCGGGGGAAACACCGAAAACGCAAAGAUCAAUGUUUACCCGUACUACCAGGUCGACCUCGCAGGCAAGAUUCGCGAGGCCAUCCGGAAGGACAAGUUGAAUUUGCUUAUUGGCGCUGUAGGAUUAAUCACGAACGCUGAGAUGGCGCGUUCAAUUGUUCAGGAGGGAAAAUUACUGUCGGAGGGCGCCACGGCUAAUGAUGGUGCCGAGGUUGCCGAUGACUCGGGCCAGAUCACGCAGGCGGACAUUGUACUUGUCGCUCGUCAGUACUUGCGCGAGCCCCAGUUCAAUCUUCGUGUCGCACACGAGUUAGGCGUUGAUGUGAAGUGGCCUAACCAGUACUUGAAGGCGAAGUGGCGGAAGGGCCAGAAGAUCUAGACGAGGAUGGACUGAACAUGAUAUACCAGGUACUUAUCAAUGCUUUUAAUGCUUAUGACCGGCAGCAAGGCGCAUAGUAUAGACGGGGUAUAACCUGACAUGACAUGAUAUGACACGACAUGAUAUGACACGUUAUGAGGACUCGGUUUCUCAAGACGCUCCCUCCCAGCUUGGAGUUUUGAUAGAUGAAAAUAGGGUUAAGAUAUGCGACUCGUUAUGAUUGAUGCCAAUCUCAAUUCGGAUGAUAAACUGCAACUCCUACUGCCCAUAACUCCGCCAUCAUCCCAUACGCCACGCCCAGACAUGAUCUUCAACUUUAGGUAAUUGGAUUCGUCGAGCCUCGAUUAAAAUUUGGCUCCUGGAGGAUACGUCUUGUCGUUCACCUGGACCUUGGGCUCACAGGUGCACCAUUCUUGAGGUGGGAUGUUGUCCAGGACGGAGGAGAUAUGGCUUCCGCAGCCGACCCACGUGGUUUUGUCUAUAAAGGGGAAUUAGAUUCGGCAUCGUGUAGUAAUAUUUUAGGUACCUAUGAAAUAUAUCUGACUUACGGCAGGUG